Cephus cinctus (wheat stem sawfly) is the source of this 6212-nucleotide messenger RNA. RefSeq names its product transmembrane and TPR repeat-containing protein 1. The record is from RefSeq and is a predicted model, not a curated record. Gene Ontology annotation, molecular function: protein binding; mannosyltransferase activity. Gene Ontology annotation, biological process: protein O-linked glycosylation via mannose. Lineage: Eukaryota; Metazoa; Arthropoda; Insecta; Hymenoptera; Cephidae.
AUUAAAUUAUCUGGCCGCUGGUUUAACCCCGACCUGGUAUCACGCGACCAAUAUUGCCCUUCACGCGGCGGCCUGCAUUCUCGUCACGAGGGUCAGUCUUGCCGUGGCGUCCCUGCGUCCUGGAUUCGCAGCCCUUACGGGACUCCUAUUCGCCACUCAUCCAGUACACACCGAGGCGGUCACAGGAAUCGUUGGCAGAGCCGAUGUGCUGGCCUGCAUAUUUUUCCUAUUAUCAUUCCUGGCUUAUCACGGCCAACAGACUGCGUACCUUUGGAGCAGCGUCUGCUUGGGUGCAUUGUCGAUGUUGGCCAAGGAGACUGGAGUUAUGGUUUUACUGUUGAAUCUACUUUACGACUUAUGCAGGUCCUGGCAUUCGAUCAAGAGAUCCAUUUUCGAGGCUCGCUGGAACGACGAAUCCAGACACUUUUCACGUCGCGCCGCAGCCCUUCUGGUCUCGCUCGGUGUUCUACUUGUGGUCAGAUUAGCCCUUCUUCACGGAGCCUUACCGAAAUUCUCGCCACAGGACAAUCCAGCCGCCUUUCAUCCCUGUCUCCACGUUCGGUUGCUGACAUUCUGCUACCUGGCUGCUCUAAAUUGCUGGUUGCUCCUGUGCCCAGCCACCCUGUCCCACGAUUGGCAGAUGGGCUCCGUACCCCUGGUGGCUUCACUGGCAGAUACAAGAAAUUUGGCAACCUGCCUCUUCUUCGGGGGUUGCCUGGUCCUGACCUACAAGGCAUUUACGGAUUUCGAGCAACAGAGACAUCCGCCCCUCGUCCUCGGUUGGAUGUUCCUGGUCCUACCUUUUCUACCAGCAUCGAAUCUCUUCGUUACUGUUGGUUUCGUGGUGGCAGAACGUGUCCUGUAUAUACCCAGCAUUGGCUGGACGUUGCUGGUAGUUUAUGGGGCUCAGGUGACCUGGACUGCUGUACCACGACGUAGGAGUCUCAUCACUGCAGGGGUCGUCUCACUCCUGGUGUUUGGAUGCUGUCGGACCGUUCUUCGAAAUCGGGAUUGGACGUCACGGGAAACUUUGCUCAGAGCUGGUCUGAGGUCUCUGCCACACAACGCUAAGAUGCAUUACAACUUUGCGAACUUCCUCAGGGACACCUCACAACCCAACCGAGCCAUAUUGCAUUACCAGCUUGCACUUUGGCUUUGGCCCUCUUACGCAAGCGCCCACAACAAUUUGGGAACUUUGACCGUCGGGGAUCAGGCCGAGCAACACUUUUUGGCUGCGAUCCAUGCCCAACCUGGUCACGUGAACGCGCAUUACAAUCUGGGCCAGUUGUACAGAAAGACAAAUCGCACCGAGGAAUGUAUCAAGAUGCUUCAGAAGUGCGUGUCCCUGGAUCCCGCAUAUACGCCUGCCUAUCUGGUCCUGGCCAGGCUGGCGACUGGCUCUGGGACUGGAGCUUUAUUGAGACACGUAGUCCGACUACAACCCCGAAGUCCGGAUCACCUAGCGGAAUACGCCUCGUGGCUUUAUGGGAACGGUAAAUGGCUUCCAUCCCUCAAGCAUUACCUGAAGGGUAUGGAAGUCUCGCCGUCGCACCGAGCAUCCCUUCUUGGCACAGCCAGGAUCCUGAGGUCGAGAGGUCAAUGGCCAAGAGUUCACCAGCUGAUCACUAGGUGGCACCUUAUGAUGCGUGCACGACGGGGUGGAUUUAUUUAUCGUGGUGACCUAUAUAUACGGGCCUGGCAGCUUCAGAGCGAAUCACGACGCAGGGCGCAUCAACGAAACCUGUGUUUGUCGGAAACCGGUUGCUCGACGCCACGAGUGGCCAGCGUGUCCGUGCAGCUGGAACAGGACAGUAACAAAUCGGAACAGCUGGAAAGGGCGCCUCGGUGCAGCGUGCGGAGCUGCCGCCAGCCAAGAAAGGGCAAGACCAGAGUGACGGCGCCAGCCCUGCUGGUCCAGAAUCUCCUGGAGACGCUCUAGUCGAACGACAUCGGGCAUCGCGCCCGGCUGGCAGGAUUCAAGGGGGAACGAAUCGAGCGAGAAGGGGAAACCGGAAGCGGAUUCAAGAGAAGCUUAAUGAUAAUGAUAAGAGUGCGGUAGGCUUUUAUAUCGGUCCGAGGUACCGCGGAGAGGGUGCGAAUUCUCUUUUCGUUGCUCGAGAAAAAGAGAAAUAGAAUUUAAGGGUGUGUCUUGUUCCGAAGGUAAUUUUUUGUUACACUUUUUUUUUUCUUUCACGACCUAUGCUGUCCCAAUUGACGUUUGUAACGUUGCGCAAAAUUAAUGUAUGGUACUGGAGGUAUUUUCAAAAACGAAAAAAAAAAAAAAGAGUGCAAAGCGCCCCCAAUAACUUUGCGUUUAUUUUAAAUAUUGUUUAUACGUCCUCACGGUGAGCUUUGAUUUGCGCGCGCAAGGCAACCGGAAGUAAUGAAAAUACACCUACCAGUGCGUAUUUCGGUGUGUACAUAUAUGUGCGUUAGAUUAGAGUUAAAGGGGUGGAUCCUUAAAGUCUCAUAUAUAUAUAUAUAUAUAGUGUAGGGUAAAAGGUCGAGAGGAUUUGUCUUCUCUCUCUUUUACUCGUUCCUCCUUCUUAUACGGAAUAAAAGAGGGGCUGAGGAUAUAAGGGUAGAGGGUUGGCUCAGGGGUGCUUGCGUGGCAUCGUAAGGAUCUCCCCCUCUUAUUUGAUUCGAAUUUCCCACUAGAAAGUCCUCUAGCGUUUUCGGCAGUAAGGGUACACAGGAAAAGAGAGCGGACCAAGGUCGAGAGUUUUCUUGAGUUUUUUCGUUUUUCGUAUCGUCACUGUGUGAACGGUACUUUAAUAUGGCCGACAAUUUAGCUAGGAUGGCGUGCGUGAUGACGUCGAUGAAGCGGACGAAUCAAAAGAAAGAAUGUGGGUUUUAAGGGUUAAGGGUUGACGAUUUGAUAAAUGUUAUUCGAAGGGUGCGUGAUUGAAGAAAAAGAAAAAAAGAAAAAAAGAUAAUUAAAGGGUCCUGUAAAUAUUCACUAUUAUCUUUAUAUGCCCCAGUAAACUCGGCAAAUCUUCAAUUACGUUAAACUGCCGGCUGAAAGUGGCCGAGCGACGGUACGUUGAUGCUCGACGCUUUUUCUUUUUUACCGCGUACGAUUGGAUCAUUGCGUCGGGUUUUCUUUUUAUUCUAUUCCUUGCUCUUCUUUAUCUUCUUUUUUUUAAUACGUAACAAACAUAUCCUCACUUUUAAUGAAAAGUCGCGACGGAUCAUUCGAGCACUACGGGUCGUUCCUCCUUUGCUUUGGUGUAUGUAUCGGAUAUUAUUUUAUAUACGUAGUUUAAUUAAGAAUCAUAAUAAAAGAAGAUUGCUCUUUCUCUUUUUUUCAAGAUCUAAGAGAAAAAAAGAAAACCUUGUCGUACCAUCCCCGGAUCAGAUAUACCUAUUAAAUAUUGAACCGUGUAAAUAUAUUUUUCCUAUUAAACGGAAAGCAACAUAGCUCACUAUACUUAUAUAUUAAUAUUAUUAUAUAUAUAUAUAUAUUCAGGGUUUUAUCCAGCUGGAUUUAACAGCUGUUUCUCGAUCGAUUGGAACUGGAUAACACGCUGCACGUGUAUGUGUAUAUAUAUAGACAUGGCCGAAAAACGUCGCGGAUACAGAAAAACGCAAUUAUUUUUUUCGUCAAAAAAAAAAAAGGUUGCCCUGAGCGACAAUGAUAACUGAUCUCGAAUCCGCGCGUUUCUCAUAUAAUUAGCUUAUAAUUAAUUGAUAGGACUUUGUCGAUAAUGAAAUGGUAGAUAUACACGGUGCCAAGGUAAAUGAGAACUCUAUUAAGAAUUUUUUGUACAAAAGCACGGAGGUAACGACGAAGGCGCGACGACGCUGGUAAAGGACGCCGGGCGUCGUUCGGUUAACCUUAAACGGUCGGGUGGGGGGUACGACGAAUGUUCCCAACUAAAGAAGAGCAUAAAGAAAAGUAUACCUAAAAAAAAUAAGGAGAGAGAGAGUUUGUUGUACCAGGGGAGUGAAGUGGGAGUGGGAAAAUAAAAAUUUGAGAAUUUCUUCGGUUAGUCAUUAUUUCUCGUAGAAAACUGAUGAACGUGAGGAGACGGGAUGAUUGGGAAAAAAAAAAGAAAAAAAAAUACGUCUCGAAAUUAAAGAAAAAUUGAACUCGCGGAUGUAAAUUCUUGCGAAAUAAGGAAACGGGGGGAAACGUGAGAAACGAAGGGAAAGGAAGUGGGACGUAAGAAAAGAGUGGGAGUCGAGGAAGUUGAAGCUCUGGUGAGUUUUACUUGGUCGAAGGUUUCAAUUUAGCCUCUUCCUAUGCAUAUUGAGCAGCCACUCGGUGGUAGCCACGAAAACUUAAGCUCGUUCAAACUCACCGGUCCUCCUCUUCUGAACCUUCUACCUUCAACCUUCGCGAGGUACCUCACGUUAAACUUCUAACGAGGUUUUAUUGAAUUGACUAACUAGUCGCGAUCACGUGGUCGGUUCUUCGCAGACGAAAUUAAAAGGUAUCUUAACCCGCCUACCUUCUUACCUUCAACCUAACUUAACGCUAGCUGUAUAAGAGGAUUGCGAUGGAGAAAAUUAGGUUGUAGGACAUUCUGCUGGCUGGCACGUGGUUCAAAAUUGAAAACGAACCUGUACCUUUAUUCUACCUACCUUGCCCUGCACACCCUGUAUAACCACCUCAACCUUCCACCUUCCUAACCUUCCGUUACGCAUCGAGUUCGCAUCCAAUAAUGUUAUUUGACAGAAUUUAAUAAAGCGAACUGACGGCUGGGUCAAAGUGGUCCAAGGAUGAUUGGGAUGGGGCAAGCCUCUAAGAUAGCCGAAGGUUGAAGGUAGAAGGUCGAAAGUUUCGAAGAGGGAGAAAGCAAUGUGGACGCUUAAGUUAGUUUGCGUUUAAAGGGGCUUGCUGGAGAAGGGUGACGGAGAAAAAAGGAAAUACGUCACGGGUCCGGAUGCUGCAACUGCAACAGGAUUAGUUAACUUGGCAAAUACAAUUUCGACGCGAGCAAAGAUAUUUACCUAGACGGAUGAAAGUUCUCGAAAGGAUAUCCAGGAGGGAUAUACGUUCCUCCAGAAUUACGGGCACCCUCGAGGCACGGAGUCCUCGCUGAAUUAACCGGGCUUGUCUUCGCUCGCGAAUAUUGACUUUCGCCUCGUACAUUCUUCCCUCUUUCUCCUUCCCUUUGUUUUCGCGUACCGUAACGCCGCGGGGAAACGUCAUCGAAACUUUGGGAUUCUAUGUAAACGCGUACGAGCACUUGGAAACGAGUUUUCGAAUUUGCGAACUAUUGAUAAGCUGGUGUACGUAGUAUAUAUUCGCAAUUCUCCGAGCCUAAAGUCAUUUUAGUAUCACGUGUCCUAGCAGCGGCCAUUGCUCUUAUUUACUUUUAAUCCACGUGCAGAACUAACGGACUAUGUCCCGCGAAGGUAGAAGUAGAAGUAGAAGGUGGACUAUGUCCCGCGAACGUCCCCUGAACGUUAACGUCGCCCGGAUUCAUCUCAUAGUACUUCCUAUCGGUCUGCGCGACAGGUACAGUGCUAAGGGUAGUUUUCGAUUCGGGUAAAAUCGUUAUCGAUCGAUUUUCGGAUAUUCGUAGCAUUUCAAUAUUUCGCCUCGUUUCCAGUGCCCACGAAAUUUCCCAUUUUUCUCCUUCUCUCUGUAUUGCCGGUCUUUUUAUUUUUCGCUACUUAGUCUUUUUUUCUUUUGAAACCCCUUUUUUUAUUUUAGUCUUCGUAAGUCUAAAAGGGUAGACGGAAGAAUUCCUGCGGGAAUUGCUGAGCUAUGCUGCUUGAUAAAUUAAAUUUGGCGACCGUAGCGAAUUCAUGGUACACGAUUCAUUGCGAAUUAAAGUCCUUGCGUGGAAGUAGGUAAAGCCGAAGGAGGUCAGACAUGACGACUCGAGUGACGAAUGCGAGUACUGGUUUUAAAAUAAAUCGGCCAAGCCAGCGAGUAGUGCAGCUUUUUAGUAUCUCCGUCUAGUGAGGAUAUUUUAUCUCUUUUUUCAAGGAGACUUCAGUGGUUUAUUUACAGAACGAAAGGGCGCGCUCUACUUGGCGCGUCAAAGGGCGAAAGGGUUAGGGUCGUCGCGGUCUUUUGGAAUAUCCAAAAUUAUACAUAUGUUACCACCUAUGAUUAGUGACAAAACUUGAUUAGCAUAUAGCUAAUAUUAUGUAGACCAGUUUGUACAUUUAAUUACGUUAACGUUAUGGCCCAUACUCAUUGUGAAUACAACAAUUAUUAUAAAUUAUUAUAAUAAAAUGUAUGUUUCUAUAUA